Molecule: messenger RNA, 594 nt
Organism: Trypanosoma theileri
Lineage: Eukaryota; Euglenozoa; Kinetoplastea; Trypanosomatida; Trypanosomatidae
Exons: 1
Coding region: 1-594 (197 amino acids)
Source: RefSeq, a predicted model, not a curated record
AUGCUGCGCAGCAGUUCUAGUCUUAGACGUGGUGUAUACCAUAAUGCACCUAGUGUUUAUCCAUUUGUUAAACCAUUUCAUGAUACUCCUCACGAUGAAGAUCGAGGUCCUCAUGACGUUGUGAGAGACCGAUGGCGUAAAAAUAAAUGGCCUCAAUGGAUGGAUAAUGGAGCUGAUGGGACUGGUUAUGGAAUAGGACUUCAUCGAGUGCAUCCAUUAUCUAGACUUCGUGGUAAUAUUGGUCGCAGUCCAACACAUGUUCCUCGUGUUUUGAGUAUGAUGAUUCAAGGUGUUUGGCAUAAAAGUGGUGUUAAGCUUUAUUUUCGUGGAGGGAAACCUCCAAAUCCAAGUAAACAUCCUUAUUUAACUGGAGAACCUUGUCCUGUAUAUGGAUGGAAAGUUACAGAUGAAUCAGUAAUAAGGCAAUUUAAUAUGCCAACUCAAGAUGCUGCAAAAGUACGUUAUAAACCUUAUGUUGCAUUACAGGAAAGAAAAAUUAUGGGAAUUAAUGCACCCGCAGUUGUUCAACCUGAUGCACCAAAACAGUCUACCGACGCAAAACCUUUAGUAAAACGUCUUUUCUUUUGGCAGUGA